Messenger RNA from Cinara cedri, 10083 nucleotides. Lineage: Eukaryota; Metazoa; Arthropoda; Insecta; Hemiptera; Aphididae. The record is from the annotation of a GenBank genome assembly.
CCGAUAAACAAAACGCGAAGAAAAACACGGAAUAACAGCGUCGCGUUCCGCAGUGUACGUCAACUCGGCCGCGCAGUCCGUCCAAGUUCGCCGACAGUUUCGCGUCCGUUUUCCGCCGUCGGUGGUCGUUUUUUUCGUUUUCGUUUUCGCGACUGUUUUGUACGGACCGAAUUCGAUAUUAUUGCCGUCGGGAUAUUGUCGAAUCGGUCAACGCAAGUAGUAAUAUUGUUGUCAUUAAAACGCCGUCGGCCGUUUCGCUUCCGCGCUGCGGUUUGGUUUCGUCGAAACGUUGAUUGUUUUUAAUUUUUUCUCUCUUCUUUUUAUCCGACGAAUAUUAUUACCCUGUCCGGAGUAUUACGUACGUAGGUAUACACACACGCAUAUAUAUAUAUAUAUAUAAAACCCGGAGCCUUUAACGGCGACGUUUUUUUUUGUUUUUCCUGCACGUCAGCCCGGCAGCACUCCACGUAAUAUACCGUACAAUGUAGUGACGCCCGUUCCGACGAUCCGUGUCCCGUAGAAACCAUCGCGUUUGCAACGUAGUAACAAAUACAUUGUCGCUUUUCUAACACACGCUAUUGAUAUUCGAUCGAUUUGCCCGCGCCACCCGCCCCGAAUGGCGCGCGUAUUAUAAUAAUAACAACACGGCACGUCGUUGACGCAGUUUCCCAUUAAAGUCGUCGUUUUUCACACCGUUGUUUUGCGAUUGCUAUUGCGCACUGCGAUGCCGGAGCCUGCGAGUUCCGAGAAAGACUAUAGGUAUGAUUGACACGAAUAAUAAUAAUAACAACAACAACAACAACAACAACAUUAAUCGCCGGCUUUAUUUUUCUUCUUCUGUGUUUCUAUCAGUUGCGUCGUUUAACGUGACGUUUUUAAUAUUUCACACUUCCUUUGCGUUAGUAGUUACAUUUCAAUAAAUAAAACCAUUGAAAUGCCUACGUUUCAAUUGUUGUCCGAAAGGUCAGUAGGAUAUCGGCUCUUCACUCUGUCAUAACUUGAGGCACAGCAUUGUCGUUUCGUUAUUUUUUUUCAACAAGUACCUACUUAUUUCUUAUAAACGCUUGGACUUGCACGCAUUUUCGCUUUAAAGGCAUAUCAUUAUGAUAACAGUCAAAAUUAAUGUUUGAGCAUACUCAGAUGAUUUUGUUUUACGUGUUUUCAAUUUUCAAUAUUUUUGUAUUGGAAUAAUAAUAUACUAGGUAUUUAGUGUUUUUUAUAAGCCAGGCUUAGUGGUUUAGAGAGCUUAUUUUAGUUCAAUUUUAACAAUAUUAAAUGCUCAAAAUUAAAUAUAGGCAUAGAUAGAUAAGUAUCUAUUUACCGACUUCCAAAUUUAUUUUUAUUCAAAACUUGUAAUUUAACAUGUAAUCGGGCAAGUACAAACAUAAUAAUCUUACUGUCAGUUAAAUUAAAAAUUGAAUUUUAAUUAUGAUAAUAAUAAAAAAAAAUAAAACAUUAAAAAUGUAACCGUCGACCAAUAUUAUUCCAUCAAUAAGUAAUAUUAGGUAGGUAAUUCUUAACAGGGUUGGUUGGUCAGUAUCUAUAGAUACAUGUAUUAAUGAUUAAAUGGUAUCUAUUUGCGCUAAAAUCUACUUAAACAUAUUCUGCUAUAGUAAAAACAAUUCAAAAUCCAAAAAGGUUUGCGUUUAAAAUAUUUGAAAAUACGUUAUAUUGUUAAAUGAUGUUUAAUAUAAAAUCUUAAUUUAUUACAGGCAAAAAUAAUUAUUUAAUUAAUUUAUUAUAAAUUAAAAUAAGUGUUAUGAAUUAUAGCAAUAUAUUCAACAAAUGAAUGUUGAAUUAUAAAAAUUACUCAUCUUAUAUUUUUCAUGUACCUUUGAUACUUUUAGUAUGUAUCAAGAUAGGCCGACGAGGUACAUGUUUGAAAAUGUUGCAAUGUAUUUAAUCAGUUGAAUAUCUAAUUUUCUAAAACAGUGAAAUUAUCCUUUAAAUAAAAUAAUUUUGGUAUUUAUUAUCCUUCAUUCGGAAUAAAAAUCACUACAUAUUAUUAAAUAAAUAAUUAGAAAAUAAACAUAGCACACCGGAUUGAAUUCCUUUAUUAAGCUAUACUUUUAAAAUAGGUACAGUUGAUGUAUUUUUGAUUGAAUUUAUUAAAUAUAUUGUAUAUAAAUAAGCUUUACUAGGUAUUGAUUUUAUCAUAUAUUAAUCUAAAGUUGUAGGUUUUAUUUAGAAUUUAAUUUUUAUUUUUGUAGAAUGAAAAAGCGUAGUUUGGCUGGUAACAUAGCCCUUGGCUUGUUCGUUUUGGCUUUAGUGUUUGUUUUCAUUGCAUUUUUCUCAACAAGUUGGAUAGUCAGUGAUCCAAGAAUUACAGGUAUUCACAACAUUUUUUUUUUCUUCAAAUAUUUCUAUUUGUAUGUCAUUGAGUUAUGUAUUUUUAUUUGAAAAAAAUAGGCGCAAAAUUAGAAAGUUUCGGACUAUGGACUCACUGUUUUCGCUCAUUACCAGAUCCAAACGACCCAGCAGAGCGAAGAUUUUUUGUUGGAUGCCAUUGGAUAUUCGAUCCUUUCACCAAGGGAUACGAUGAAAUUAAAGGAUUUUUGUUGCCAUGUAAUAUUUAGUUAAUAUAAAUUAUAUUUUUGAUAAGAAUUUUAAAAUAUUGUAAAUAAUUAUUUUGAACUUUUUUAUAGUUUAUAUAGUGGCAACUCAGUUUUUUUACACCAUUACAUUCCUAGGAACAUUUUUAUCUGCCAUUGGAUCGUCAAUGUUUCUUUUGUGUUGUACGCCUGAAGAAAAGCGUUUCAUACAAAUAACUUUUGCAUUGGGAAUAACAUUGGUCGUAUCUGGUAAAUUCAAUUUCUUUAUUUUUAUCAUUAGAACAUGUAAUAUUAAUUACCAAAUAAUUAAUGUAUUUAUUUAUAUAUAUAUAUAUAUUUUUUUUUUAGGUAUAUGUGCUGCAAUAGCAGUGUUAAUAUUCGCUUUGUUUGCUAACCGACCAGGGUGGAUGCCUGGCCAUGAGAACAACUUUUUUGGUUGGGCAUUUGGUGUAGCUAUUGCAAGUUUCUUUGCUUUACUAGCAUCUGGUGCUUUUUAUUUGGUUGAAACAAAUAUACAAGUAAAAAAACGAAAGUAUUUGAAAGAAUCUCAAACUAAAUUUAACAUGGAAACUAAAACAUAAGAAGUUCUAUUUUCUAUUUUGAAAUUAUCAAAAAUAACCUAAAAUUAUAACCAACAUUUAACUGUUAGACAAUAUUUUUAAUAUGAAUAUUCAGCCCAUAAAAAAAGUAUAUAGUUAUUUGAAUAAUUCAUUAAGAUGUAAUUUAAAUUUUAAGAAGUUAAAUUUAUUGACUGUUGUUGAAAUCGAUUCCGUCCAUUUAAAACGAGUAAUUUAGUUAAAUAAUUUGUUUUUUCUUCCUUAUUUAUUUAUACAUUUAUAUUAUUUUAAUUUCCACGUCUCAUUUAAUUACUUAGCAUGACAAAUAAUAUAGACAUUUUUAAGAAAUCUGUAAACAAGCCAACAAUUUUAAGUUUUAAUAAUUCUAAAUAACAAACUUAUUACAUUGUUAUAAUAUUUAGUUUAUAAGAACAUCCUGUGCUACAGUUACAGGAUUCAUCACUGUAAGGAAUGAACACCAUUUAAUUUUCAUUUUCAUUUUUUUUUUGGGGAGGCAAUCUAUUUUCUUGAUGUAUGUAGUUAAUAAUUAAGUUAUUUUAGUUAUUUCAAAUUUAAAUUUCAUCCUAUCCUACACAUUUUUGUAUUAUUAAACUCUUAACCAUUGCACAAUUAAUUUAAUUCUAGUGUUCUUAAUGAUUAUUUAUCAUUAAAUGAAAACUCUUAUACAUUUCCAACAUUUAUAGAAAAAUAAUAAUCGAGUGAAACAAAAAGCACUAUAUUAAUUUGUUUUUUGGAGAGAUAAUUUUUUUACGCUAUAUAGUUUAUACUUUAAUCCCGAUUCACACUAGUCAUGUUGUCCAUCAUGGCGAUAGUACAUAAUAUAAUAUAAUAAAAUGUUUACUUUAUUCGCUGAUCCACUGCCAACCAAUGUUAUCCACUACUAACCAUGGGUUAUUUUCUAGUUCUAUUGAUAACAUAGAAAACAUUAGCUAUUUUGUCAUUACAUUUCAAUACUUUAUAUUUUUUGACUACUUUUUAUACCUACCAGCAAGUACGGAAAGAAAUCAGCGAGCCACUGAGAAAAUCUCGGUAAGCUGCGCAAAAUCAUACUUGUUAAUUAAAUUUAUAUCAAUUAUAUCCAUUUUGUAUAAUUUGGACUAAUGUAAAUGCAAAUACUCAGUGGGCCGGUUUAUUUCUUUUCCGGUGUUUGCUGGUUCCGUGUUCAUACAACAUUAAGCAUACUGGCAUGGAGUAGCCUGUUAAAAUAUUCUUUCGAAUGUUUGUUGGUCGUGAUGGUGCGGUGUCAGCCAUAUGGAUGUGUGACACCAAUAAUAUAAUACAUCUUGUUGUGUUGAUAUGAGCCAUGUCAAUUCCGUCCUGUACUGGUCUAGUGUGAAACGAGCUUUAUUAAACCUAACCUUUACUAUAAUAUAGCCAAAAUUGCAAAUUGUUGACUCAUGAAAUUCAAACUAAUUGUUCAACAUCGAACAGAUUAUUACUAUAUUAUCAAUGAUUAUAUUGUUAUAUUAUUUUAUAUUUAAGAACAGUAUUAAACAAAGUUGCUGUAUGUCAUGAAAUAUAUUAUUUUUAUAUCAUUUUGUAUAAUAGAUAAUAUUAAGUACAACAAAUAUUUCUAAUAAAGACAAUGAUAAUAUACUAUGAUUUUUUAUUUUUUUUUUAAUAUUGUGUAUUAUUUGAAAUUGAUAUGAUUAACUGAAAAAAAAAAAAUUGUUUUUAACACGGAGAGAUUGUGGGACAUUGUAUAUAAUACACACAUGCAUAUCAUAAUAAUCAGUUUGUACAAAAUUAUGCAGUUGGAAAUUAAUAUGCGAUUAGAAAUAUUUAGAUUUUUAAUAUACCAGCUUGAUUGUUUGAAAAAUUAAAAAUCCCAUGGAUCGACCAUGGACUAUUUUAUACUUGGUUAAGUUUCGUGUAUUUUUUUUAAAUUACAGAUGGUGAAACAAUACUUCAUAACAAUUGUCGUCCUCGAGUGGUAUUGUAUUUUUUCUCGAGGUUUGUGAGCGUUUUGAAUACGAUUUUAAUUAUAUGUAAAAGAAAUUGGUAAUUUUUUACCUACUAAUAUUGUCCAUCGUUUGGUUUGAUUCGCAUAGAUCUAAAUAUAGUUGGUACAACAAGUAUUAGUGAUGAAAAUCCAAAAGCAAUUUAAGCCACUUAAGAAAUCAUAUAAGUGUUAAAUAUUUUUACAGUAUAAAUCCGUGUACCUAAGUAAAAUAUUUUUAAUGAAAAUGUAAAAUAAAACAACAUUAAAAAAAUUAAACUGCUUUUGGAUUUCGGAUUUGUUGAAAUCCGAAGCAUUUUAUAGUUAAUGUUAAGAGUUUUUAUUUUCUAAUUUUUAUCUAAACAUUGAAUUAAGAUACACGGCUUUAUAUUGUAAUAUUAUUUAAUAUUUGUAAGAUUUUCGAAAAGGCUUAAAUGGCAUUUUUUUUUUUUGAAAAAUCCGGAUUUUUGGAUUCUCAUCACUAACGCGUAUACAUUUUCUUGAUCAAAACGAAGUUGAAAACCGGCGAAAACGUAAGAAUAUAAAUAUAAUUAAAAACGCGAACUGAAAAAUCAAACAGUUUUUAAAACGACAGAUCCCAAAAACCAUUCGCUUGCCGCAGAGAAGAUUUCAUUCGGGUCAAUUUUAAAAAUUUUUUAGCUAUAAAUUCACGAAUUUUUGAAUUAAAAAUAAAUUCGUAAAGAUUUUCGUAAUGCUUACGAUAUGUUUAUAUCGUUUAAAUUUGUUUAACCGCACUCAAUUUUUUAGCUAUUGACCGUAGCGAGGAACUCGCUGGUUUUACUAUGAUGUGUCUUUGUUUUUAUUUUUGUAGUGUGCGAACAACUUUUUUACUAGAAAUCUCACUCCGAUGUACCCACAGAGCGUAGCAACUUUUCUGAAAGGUAAUUUUGUUUAACUGAUGGAUUAGGGAGGUCAUUUGUGAUUUUCUAAGUUUUCAAAAUAAUUGGGAAAAACCCGAAAGGUAUUAUUAGGCGUCGUUAUCGAUUUCAUUUAUAAAAUUAACGUUUUCUACCAGAAAUAUUGAUCCAAUCGAAAAACGAUACAAUUUAAUUUAAACGCGCCAUUUUUAAACAAUAACAAAAUCCAAGGAAACAGAAAAAAAAAAUCAAAACUUUCAAAACGGAUCCGGGUUCCUUCGUUAUCCAAAUCGUAUUGUAAAUUUUCCGCGUUCCUUCUCUGAUAAACUCUAAUGUGAACCGUUCAUUUAUCUUUGUCAGCGAUUAUUAUAGUAAAUCUUUGUCAAACGCUAGACCUGUGACCGGUUUUUUCCGUUGACAAAUGUUUGCAACGCAUUUUCGAAUUCCGCCGCGCAUAUUCGACGGACGACCGCGUGGCGAUCCGGGCAAUAUGUUUGCGGCGGGCUAGUCCUAAUAUCAAACGGGGGAAAAGAACGAUUUUAUUUUUCAUCAUGACCCUUAUCUAAUAUGAUGUUCAGUUCGUAUCCAGUUACAAUAGUAUGCGAAUAUUUUGUAUGUCUAAUCGACAGGAGUCAAAAAAAAAAAAAAUAAAAAAAAAUAAUAAUAAUUCGCGUAACGAAAAAAACGCAACUUUUUUUUUCAAAUUGAAACAAUUGAGAACAAAUUCUCGUUGUGAAGGGAAUGCGUGCAGGAAAUUAAUUUAUUUCGCGAGAUGAAAACCGUAUAUAAGUGAAUUUGAUUUGUUUUUUUUUUUUUUUUUUAUAAUCAUUGUGGAACCAUUUAAGAUUUAUUUUCAACACAGUUUUCAAUUUUUUCACCUUUGUCCUUUAUACCUUUAUAAACGAGUAUCCAUUUUGAAAUAUUAAACAUAUUACGAAUAUGUUUAGCUGAAUUACAGCAAAAACAGAAUUGAAAAUAAUUGCAAUUUUAUUUCUUACAUUUUCCCCUUUUUCCUAUGUUGUUUCCCAACUAUUAUGAAAGCCGUUUGGAAAAUCGAAAAUACAUCCAAUAAGUAGUACCGCCCAGAUAAAAUUUUCUCUCAGAAAAGAUACUACGCUUGAAAAUAGGAUAUCUGAUAGAAAAGCUGUUCAGUAAAAAAAAAAUAUAAAUAUCAUUGUCAAACUAUUACAUACCUCGCUCUGCUCAGAAUCUUAUAGAAUAAAUGUAUUAAAUUAAUAAUUUACAAUUGUGAUUAUUGAUCAUAGGUGACACCCAGUGGUGUUUUGGAGGGUACACGCGGGUAUGCGACGUAUACCCGUGGUGAACCAUUUUGGUGGUUUAGCGUAUACUUGAUAAAAGGAACACCAAUACGCACGUAUACGCUCGCAUACCUACUUCAUAAAUGGAAAAAAAAAAACAUUAUCAACAUAAAGAGUAAAUCUAUAGGGCGUACGUUUAUUUUUAGAAAAUUUGUUAUUGGUAAGCUAAUAUUACUUAAUAAUAACCUUGACAAUUGGUUAUUAUUUAUAGCUAUCGAUUAUCGUCUAGCUAUAUUCAUUAGGUAUCUAAUUAUAAUAUCUACAAGCGGCCUUUGGACGUUUCUAUACAAGAAUAUUCUAGAUAGCGUGGCAAAUGCUAUUCCGAGUGCUGACUUCCUACUCGACGCCGUUAUUAUUUAUUUUACAUUUUGUUUCUAUAUAAUUUUUUUUUUAUUUUCGUGGCUUGUGAAGUUAAGUGUUAAGUGUUGACAAUAUGGAUUCUACACAUACACGCACGCACGCACACACACACACACACACACACACACACGAAAAAAAAAAAACACUUUAUUUUCUUAUUUUUCUACAAAUACAAAAAAAAAAUCUAUUUAAAAAAUGUUGAGCUAAGUAACUAUAAAAACUAAUAAGGUAAUACAUUUUAAAUUGUCUUUAUUUUAUUAAUUCGUUUAUUUGUGCGCUAUUUAGGUGGCGUCUAAAGAAGUAGAAGCUCAAUUAUUGUCAUCUAUCACAUAAAUAAGGGUAUAAGGUAUAUUGUUUUAUUUUUCUAUUAUUUGUUAUUAUUUUGUUUAUAAUAUAACAACAUAAUGACAUAUUCAUAAAAUUGUUACUAUAUUGUAACUAAAUUGUUACUAUAUUGUUAUUAUAUUUGUUUACUUCAUAUAAAUGUUUUUCACAUUUAUAUAAAAAUUAUAUUCUUUUUCGAUUGUUAUAUUUUCUAUUUUCUUUUUUUUAAAAACACGUAGGUAUACAUUUGUAUAGAAAAAUGCANUUUAAAUUUUGUUUUUUACAAUAUAGGUACCUAUUGCUCUAUAACAAAAUGUAAAAACUCCUAGUACUAUACAAUGCUUAAGUAGUUCAUAUAAGUACAUAUAGUUGCAUAUUUGAGACUUAAUAAAACUAAAAUUACAUUUUUAGUUAUUUUUCUCAUACUUAAUGAGCAAAAUGUAAUUUAAAAAUAAUUAUUUGUUUUAAUUUUAAAAAUGCAUGCAGUAAAGGAUUAAAACCGUUUGGUAGAAUUUAAGUUAAUAAGUUAAUAGAAAACACUUCACGUUUCAAUUAUUAUUUAUUUGAGUCAAAGUAGUACAUACUGUACUAAUCUAAUUUGUAUAUUAUACUACAUAUACAGAUUAGAAACAAUAAUUUUAAUAUUUUAUUUUUCGUGAUUAUUAAUUGUGGUAAUUUAUUAAAAGUUUCAACCAUCGUCAAAUAAUUUGAAUUAAUUUAUUUUUAAUAAAUAUAUUAAUUAAUAAUUAUAUCGGUGCCAAAUAUCUCUUAUUCAAGAUCCGGAAAUUCUGAAUGGUACCUGAUCUAAUUAUAUACUUAGAUGGUUUUAUUUGAUGUAGGUAAAUGAAAAUCUGUUUUCCGAGCCAUCUUCUCCAUCUAUUCAAUUAGACAAUGUUUAGUCUUCUGAAGCUGACUGUCAGGAUUUACUGUGGCCAUCUGAAUGGACAUCAGUGCAAUGGACAUUAAAAAAAAAAAACAUUAAAGGACUUUACUGUGCUGAUGGAAAAACUAGAUGUGAUAUAUGCAGAAAAGUGAGUAAAUUAAAAACCCCUUAAAAGAUUGAAAUAUCUCAAGAAUGGGCAACAUGUGAAAUUGAUGGAAGAACAAAUACUAACAAGAAAACUCGCCUCACUGUUUUAAGAAAUAAACUUGAAAAACAUUUUGAAUCCAGCGCACACAAAUCUGCUGUUCAAAUAUUAGACAAUAAAGAGAAAAAUAUGUUGUCCAAGCUUAUGGAAGAAAAGGAUUACCAGAUAAACAAAGCUACACAUUUUAUUUUCCGCACUGCUUAUUAUAUAGCAAAAUAUAACCGUUCAUUUGAUGAUCAUUUAAAACUAGUGCAAUUACAAGAACUAAAUGGUAUAAAAUUAGGGUUUAUCCUCCAUUCUAGACACUCAUCUACCAAUAUUCUUCAACAUAUUUCUAAAGAAAUGAAACACAAAAUUAUUAAAAAUAUUAUUGACACAACUGCAAAAUGUUUCAUACUAAUUGACGAAUCAACUACUGUUACAUACACUCAGUGAUUUAUGAAGCAUGGUUGUUAAAUUAAAAGUAUCAAUAUCGAAUAAUGAACCUCUGUUUAUUUUUUUUGACUUGGUUGAAUUAAAAAUCAAACCGCAGAAAAUAUUGUAAGUCAAUUAAUUAACUCCUUACAUACAUCAGGGCUUGAUGAAAACUAUUUACAACAUUGGGUGUCCUUUGUAAGCCACGGAGCAAGCAUUUUUUGGGUAAAAAAAAUGGUGUUGCUAAAAAACUCUAGGAUUAGUACCCACAUAUCUUUAGUUGGCACUGUAUGAAUCAUCGUCGUGAAUUAACAGUUAAUGAUUCACUCAAAGAUGUAAGCGCUACUAAUCACUUCAAAUGUUUUAUAGACUCACUUUAUGUUCUAUACAAUGCAUCUUCUAAAAAUCGAAUGGAAUUAAGAGAAAUUUGUCAUAUUUAGAUGUUUUGUUUUUAAAAAAUUGGUCGGGUUCUUAACGUUUGUUGGGAUGCUAGUAGUUGAAGAGCAGUAAAUGUUGUAUGGAAAAUAUUUCCUGCACUUUAUAAGCAUUUGUAUACUGCAUCCAAUGAUUCCAAUAGAGAUUCUAAAACUAAGAAUAAACACAUAGGAAUCCUUAAAAAAUUAGCUAGCCC